GGUGGCCCUGUGCUGACCACCAGCCUCGGGUCCCUCAGACAGCGGGAAGCGGAAGAAGGGCUUGGAGAUGGACCCCAUUGACUGCACGCCGCCCGAGUACAUCCUUCCAGGGAGCCGGGAGCGGCCGUUGUGUCCCCUACAGCCCCAGAACCGUGACUGGAAGCCCCUGCAGUGCCUGAAAGUGCUCACCAUGAGUGGCUGGAACCCGCCCCCUGGGAACCGCAAGAUGCAUGGGGACCUCAUGUACCUGUUUGUGAUCACAGCUGAGGACCGGCAAGUCAGCAUCACGGCGUCCACACGGGGCUUCUACCUGAACCAGUCCACAGCGUAUCAUUUCAACCCCAAGCCCGCCAGCCCCCGCUUCCUCAGCCAUUCCCUGGUGGAGCUGCUCAACCAGAUCAGCCCGACCUUCAAAAAAAACUUCGCUGUGCUGCAGAAGAAAAGGUAG
Molecule: messenger RNA, 448 nt
Organism: Myotis brandtii (Brandt's bat)
Lineage: Eukaryota; Metazoa; Chordata; Mammalia; Chiroptera; Vespertilionidae
Product: clustered mitochondria protein homolog
Exons: 3
Coding region: 68-448 (126 amino acids)
Biological process (GO): intracellular distribution of mitochondria
Cellular component (GO): cytoplasm
Molecular function (GO): mRNA binding
Source: RefSeq, a predicted model, not a curated record